AUCAGUUUUAUCUGAAAUUUAGAUAAAAUGAAGAUGGGCACCAAAACUAAGAACUCCUACUUCAUUUGUCUCCUCUUAGUAUUGCAACAAGUUUCUGCCUACAGUAUUAUCGGCCAAGGAGGAAACGAGUUGGAAGAAGAGGUUAAAAGAUCAGAAUUUCCAGAUAGUUUUCUUUUUGGAACAUCAACUUCUGCCUAUCAAAUCGAAGGAGCAUAUAUUGAAGAGGGCAGAAGUCUUAGCAACUGGGAUGUUUUUUCUCACACCAAUGGCAGUAUCACAAAUGGAGGAAAUGGAGAUGUAGCCGACGAUCACUAUCAUCGUUACUUGGAAGAUAUUGACAUAAUGGCCUCUCUUGGAGUAAAUGCUUAUCGAUUCUCCAUUUCCUGGAGUAGACUUCUUCCAAGAGGAAAGUUAGGGGUCGUGAAUCCAGCUGGAAUCAAGUUUUACAAUAAUAUCAUUAAUAAUCUCUUACUCAAAGGAGUAGCACCAUUUGUGACCAUCCAUCAUAAUGACUAUCCUCAAGAACUUGAGGACAGAUAUGGGGCCUGGCUCAGCCCUCUGAUGCAGGAAGAGUUUGUGCACUUUGCAAAAACAUGUUUUAAGAGUUUUGGGGAUAGAGUGAAGUAUUGGGUCACAAUAAAUGAGCCUAAUUUAUUCGCGGAACUUGCCUAUAUGAAAGGUAUAUUCCCACCUUCACAUUGUUCGCCCCCUUUCGGGAAAUGUUCCUCUGGUAAUUCAGACACUGAGCCUCUACUAAUCAUCCACAACUCAAUAUUGGCUCAUGCCAAGGCUGUCAAACUCUAUCGUCACCAUUUCCAGGUAGGACAAGGUGGAAUGAUAGGAAUGGUGGCGAGCGCUUACAUGUAUAAGCCAAUUACGGAUGAUGAGGCUGACAUUAAAGCUGCAGCUAGGGCUUUGACUUUUCAUGUGGCUUGGCUUCUUGAUCCUCUAGUAUAUGGUGAUUAUCCUACAGAAAUGCGAGAGUAUCACGGGAAGAAAUUACCAAAAUUCAGCCCUGAAGAAAGCAAGCUUAUAAAGAAUAGCAUUGACUUCAUAGGGCUUAACCAUUAUUCCACUUUGUUGGUGAAGGAUUGUCUUCUUUCCAAUUGCACAUGCAAUAUGAAUGACAAUAAUAAUCCAACUUGUAGCCAUGGUGAAAAUCGUGCCAUCCUUGGGUUUUUGCUCACUGCUGGACAGAACGAAGAUGGUGCUUUCGUAGGAGAUCCGAUGGGAAUGCCUGGAUUAUAUGUGGUUCCACAAGGCAUAGAAGAGAUUGUGGAUUAUAUUAAGAAGAGAUACAAUAACAUGCCAAUAUUUGUGACUGAAAAUGGGUACGCUUCAAUUGACAAGCAAGAAGAAGGAUAUGAGUUGGUCAAAGACAUUAAGCGAAUUAAAUAUCACAAAGCAUACCUUGCAUCUUUGGCUCGAUCAAUCAGGAAUGGUGCGGAUGUGCGUGGUUAUUUCAUAUGGAGUUUAAUGGAUAAUUUUGAAUGGGUAUUUGGUUACACGAUUAAAUUCGGGCUUUAUCAAGUUAAUCCUCUUACGUUGGAUCGAAGUCCAAAACUAUCGGCUCACUGGUAUAAAGAUUUUCUCACCAAUAGUAGCCUCAACAAUAUACAAGCAAAGAAAUCAAUAUAUGGAGUUUAGGUUUUUUUUUUUACUCCUUUGGCCAUUCUGUUAGAUUUUGAGUUGUUUUGGAAGUAUUAAUAGAUUUUAUUUUUGUAAAAUUGUGCAUGUAUUUAUUUGAUUUUGGAAGAAUAUAUAUGAUUUAGAAAAUACUUGUGUUCGGAUUCAAAUAUCUUUCGAAAUUA
Messenger RNA from Nicotiana attenuata, 1811 nucleotides. RefSeq names its product beta-glucosidase 18-like. NCBI's taxonomy places the organism in Eukaryota, Viridiplantae, Streptophyta, Magnoliopsida, Solanales, Solanaceae. The record is from RefSeq and is a predicted model, not a curated record. The coding region runs from base 28 to 1647 and encodes 539 amino acids. The transcript is spliced from 12 exons. Gene Ontology annotation, molecular function: beta-glucosidase activity. Gene Ontology annotation, biological process: carbohydrate metabolic process.